Nematostella vectensis (starlet sea anemone) is the source of this 1937-nucleotide messenger RNA. RefSeq names its product WD repeat domain phosphoinositide-interacting protein 3. The record is from RefSeq and is a predicted model, not a curated record. Gene Ontology annotation, biological process: nucleophagy; protein lipidation; protein localization to phagophore assembly site. Bases 109 to 1143 code for a protein of 344 amino acids. Gene Ontology annotation, molecular function: phosphatidylinositol-3-phosphate binding; phosphatidylinositol-3,5-bisphosphate binding; protein binding. The transcript is spliced from 10 exons. Gene Ontology annotation, cellular component: extrinsic component of membrane; cytosol; phagophore assembly site membrane. NCBI's taxonomy places the organism in Eukaryota, Metazoa, Cnidaria, Anthozoa, Actiniaria, Edwardsiidae.
GGAAGUAGAGCUGUCACGUGCCCAGAACACAAAAUGGCUGUUCGACUGCUCACGAUGUGAACGUUACCAAGACUUUUUAAGAAUUCUACUGCAAUAUAAAGCAGCAAGAUGAACAUUAGCCAAACAAAAACGUAUGGCAAUGGACUCCUCUUUGCUGGGUUUAAUCAAGAUCAAGGCUGUUUUGCUUGUGGUAUGGAGAGUGGGUUUAGAAUUUACAACUGCGAUCCACUAAAGGAAAAGGAGAGACAAGAUUUUACAGAUGGUGGUAUAGGACAUGUUGAAAUGCUGUUUCGCUGUAAUUACUUGGCUCUUGUCGGUGGAGGUAGAAGCCCCAAAUAUCCUGCUAACAGAGUAAUGGUUUGGGAUGAUUUAAAGAAGAAGUGUGUGAUAGAACUAGACUUUUCUAGUGAUGUCAGGGCUGUCAAGCUUAGAAGAGACAGAAUCGUGGUGGUUUUAGAUAAUCUCAUUAAAGUAUUUACCUUCACUCAAAAUCCCCAACAGCUGCAUGUAUUUGAAACUGCAAAUAACCCAAAAGGCUUGUGUGUUCUCUGUCCAAGUAGCAAUAACUCUUUGCUGGCAUUCCCGGCCCGGAAGACAGGCCAUGUUCAAAUAGUAGACCUUGCAAAUACCGAGCGUGCUCCACUUGAGAUUGCCGCCCAUGAGGCGCCAAUGAGUUGCUUGGCAAUGAAUCUUCAAGGCACUCGACUUGCUACAGCAUCCGAAAAGGGAACAUUAAUACGAGUGUUUGACACCAGUAAUGGUGCCCAACUUCAUGAGCUUAGAAGAGGAUCAGGAAGUGCUCAUAUAUACUGCAUCAAUUUUAAUCAAGACUCUGAACUACUCUGUGUAUCAAGUGACCAUGGAACUGUUCAUAUAUUCGCCAUUGAAGAUCAAAAGAAAAAUAAACAGACAAGCUCAAGCUCAGCGCACAGCUUUCUUCCCAAAUACUUCAGUUCCAAGUGGAGUUUUUCACGGUUUCAGGUCCCUGGAGAUCCACACUGUAUUUGUGCGUUUGGCGCUGAAAAGAAUACUGUUAUAGCAAUUUGUGCCGAUGGCAGCUACUAUAAAUUCGCCUUCAAUCCCAAGGGGGAGUGCUCACGGGACGCUUAUGCCCAGUUCCUCCAGAUGACCGAUGGAGACUAGGGAGAGCAUGUCCAAAUAUGGAUCAUGACAUCCAAGGAAAGUUCCAUGUCACUAAAUGUGCCGCCAGAUGAUGAUUUAAAUGAGAUAUAUGAUUUAUAUUUUCAACGUAUAGAAUAUAAUACCAUUGAGAAAACAACAAAUGGAUAGGGUUGGACCAGAAAGAGCAAUUGUGCCAUUGAGGCUUAUUUUUUAGAUUCAUCCGUUUUUCAUCUCAACAGUUUUCUUUUUAAAACAUCCAUGCUCUGUAAUGGAUCAGUAUAAAUAUAAACUUAUUAAAGCACACACAUACUAGUGAACUCACAGUAUAUGGACUAGGUAUACAGGCCGGGAUGUAACACAUUCUUUUUAAAAUCGCCUAGCAUAGACACCUAGUGAGCGGUCACUUCUGAGCCUUAAAUAUUAGUCAUACGUGCGCUUUAUAGUAGUGCUCGUAUACAAUGUGCCAAGAAGAAGAUGUAUGUACCAAUGAAUGAGUUUUAUGUUCGAUCUUCUUUUACGCGAGGUAACGCCAUUUCUCAAUAACGUAAGCAUUACUCGUUUAACUGAGUAGCAAGUGCAAGAAGAUUAGAAAAGGAGGAAGCAGAUGAGACGGCGCAUGCGCCCAGGGAAAGAGCUGACCUCACCAGUCAGCCGUGUCAGGUUGUAUGUAGUCUUUUCUAAUGUGCUUGCGCCCGUUUGUGACACUGAAGGCCGAAACCAUAGCACGAUGCAUCAGUUUGCAUGCUGGCAUGGUGUAAUACAGUUUCUUAGUGAGAGGAGUUUAUUUUCUAAAAUAAAUAAAAUGAAAAACUGUA